AGAAUUUAUAAUUACAUAAGGAUUUCUUCAUUCCUCAUGAUUCUGGUUGCGAUUUCUGAUACGUAAUUGCGAUUCGAAAAUUCUAGCUAUCGGACGACUAUUGUCAUUAGAUUUCAAGGAGAUCAUCAGUUUCCAAUCAUGGCCCUAAACCCGCAUCUCUACGAUAACGGGAUGCCGGUAGCAUUCGUCAACGAGAUGUUCGUCCUGAUCAGAGAAGGAGUCGAAUUUGAGGUUAGCAAUAUCCACGGGGCUCGUGGAGCAACUGUCAAAGCAAAGGGUAGAAUCUUUCUAUCAAAUGUGCGAGUGGUGUUUGUUGCUGAUAAACCUACACAGAGCUUUACUGCUUUUGACAUGCCCCUGCUUUACGUGCAUGAUGAGAAAUUUAGCCAACCGGUAUUUCACUGCAACAACAUAUCUGGACUUGUGGAACCUGUAGUGCCAAAUGAUCAGAACAGGGAAAUGUACCCUACUCACAGUUUCAAGAUUCUGUUCAAGCAUGGAGGUUGUGGAACAUUUGUGCCCUUGUUCUUCAACUUGAUAAAACUUGUGAGGCAAUAUAAUCAACAAUUUGAAACUUCACCCCUUCUCGAUCCUUUAAGAGCCGCCCAAACUCCAGUUGAUGAAAUGAUGAAUUGCGCAUAUGUCGAUCCCAGUGAUCCUACGAAGAUCUAUCUGCAGCAACCUGUUUCAGAAGCACAUAGACGUGACACAUACCAUCACUAAUCCAUAAUAAAUAACAGGACCAACCUCACGCUUCCGAUAUUUAUGUCAUCGAUAAAAUGUUGAAAGUUUAUAUUUUUGAAGUCUUCCAAUUUCGUAAGGUUUAUGUGUGAAUUUAUGUAUAGCAUCCCUAUUAGUCUUUGAUCUUCCAUUAUGUUGAUACAUUUGAACAUAACUUGUGGUAAAUAUUUAACUAUCCUUUUAAGUCAUGUCCUUGGGCUCGUUUGUGCAAUAAGAAAGUCAAAUAUAUACAAUG
This is a messenger RNA of Cynara cardunculus var. scolymus (artichoke), 976 nucleotides long. RefSeq lists its product as uncharacterized. Lineage: Eukaryota; Viridiplantae; Streptophyta; Magnoliopsida; Asterales; Asteraceae. Gene Ontology annotation, molecular function: transcription coactivator activity; chromatin DNA binding. Gene Ontology annotation, biological process: positive regulation of DNA-templated transcription. Bases 139 to 723 code for a protein of 194 amino acids. Gene Ontology annotation, cellular component: nucleus. The transcript is spliced from 5 exons. The record is from RefSeq and is a predicted model, not a curated record.